Messenger RNA from Prorocentrum cordatum, 456 nucleotides. The record is from the annotation of a GenBank genome assembly. NCBI's taxonomy places the organism in Eukaryota, Dinophyceae, Prorocentrales, Prorocentraceae.
AUGCCGCCAGCGCAGCCGGCCAAGUCGGGCGCCGUCGGCGGCGGGCGCCGGCAGAUGUCGGACGCGUCGGAGAUGUCCGAGGACACCACCUCCUCGGCCAGCAGUGGCAGCCGGGCCCUCAGCAACUGGGCGGCCGGGGCGGUCAGCGGCCAGGACCCACCUGGGGAGGGAGGGGGGGGGGCCAGCAGCUCGCUCCAGACGGUCGCCGCCGCGGCCAGGACCAAAAACAGGUUGGCUUGCGCGCAGCAGUUCGUGGACAGGUGGGUCUCGCUGGACAAUCCGGCCACGAAGGUCGCAGCCGUGAAGGCCGCCAACGCCGUCACGGGCGGCGGCAGCGGCGCGGGCCACGCGGCCCACGGGCAGGCGGGCCCGUCCGCCGCGAGGCCCGCCCACCCCGAGGCGAAGCCGGACCCAGCGCUCGGCCAGGCCCCCGAGUGCACCAAGCUCUCGCUCUGA